AUGGAUGACGACAGUGAAGCGAUUACAACGUUGAAAAUUUUAAUUAUUGGUGAAAGUGGUGUCGGCAAGUCGAGCCUGAUGUUGAGGUUUGUAGAUGACACAUUCGAUCCGGAAAUCGCCGCUACAAUUGGAGUUGAUUUUCGAGUAACAUCAAUGAUGAUCAAUCAGAAUCGGGUGAAAUUAGCUAUCUGGGACACAGCUGGGCAAGAACGGUUCCGUACUUUAACACCAAGUUAUUACAGAGGAGCGCAAGGAGUUAUAUGCGUGUAUGAUGUAUCAAAUCGUCAAACAUUUGAACGACUUGGCCACUGGAUGCAUGAAGUAGAUACGUAUUCAACCAAAACGGAUGCUGUGAAAAUGCUCAUUGGAAAUAAAAUUGAUAUAUCCAGUAGAGAGGUUGCUCGAGAAGAAGGAUUAGAAUUCGCGAAAAAGUAUCGGAUGCUGUUUAUUGAAGCAAGUGCUAAAACUCGUGAAGGUGUGCAGUGUGCAUUUGAAGAACUUAUUGAAAAAGUUUUGCAAACGCCCGGACUUUGGGAUAGCGAUCGAUCAGCCUUCGCCCUUGGUGCUGGUGCAGAUCAGACUAUUGGUAAUUGUACAUGUUAA
Cercopithifilaria johnstoni is the source of this 603-nucleotide messenger RNA. NCBI's taxonomy places the organism in Eukaryota, Metazoa, Nematoda, Chromadorea, Rhabditida, Onchocercidae. The record is from the annotation of a GenBank genome assembly.